Messenger RNA from Leptinotarsa decemlineata (Colorado potato beetle), 1310 nucleotides. Its product is annotated as venom protease. Lineage: Eukaryota; Metazoa; Arthropoda; Insecta; Coleoptera; Chrysomelidae. The record is from RefSeq and is a predicted model, not a curated record. Gene Ontology annotation, biological process: proteolysis. Gene Ontology annotation, molecular function: serine-type endopeptidase activity.
UGGCGAAACCGAACGAUUCAGAAAUAAGAAUUCCCAACACCCGGAGGUCAAACUUAGUCGCUGUAUGGUGAUCAACUGCAUCAGUUGCUGUUUGGAAAUAUGUUGGAUCUCGUGAAUUAUUUCGUUAUUGUUGUGGUUUGUUGUACUGUUAACGGAGUACUGGCACAAUUGUACGAUGGAGAUUAUUGUACAACAAAUGACGGAACACGUGGCACUUGUAAAUAUAUCACUAAAUGCCAAUCCGCUCUCAACGACAUAAGGAAAGGAAUAUAUCCCUCAGAUAUUUGCGGUUUCGUUGGCACCCAAUCCAUAGUCUGUUGCACCGACCCUAAUAGUUCAACCAUCACUAAAACCACUACUAGUUCAACCACUCCUAGAACUACAACAACCCGUAUGACUAUCACCACUCGUAGAUCUACUACAGCAACAACGAGAAAAUCCACAAGUGCGGAUAUGAAAGUUGGAGCAAGAGCUGCUGAAAUGUGCAAACAAUAUGCCAAGUUCGCUUACGAAAAAUCUGAAGAUUCGUCAUUGUCCCUCAUUCCCACGUUUUCCGAAAACCUAGAAUGUGCUUUCGAAAAAAUACCUCUCAUCGUAGGGGGUACAAAAGCAUCGAGACAAGAAUUUCCUCAUAUGGCACAGCUUGGGUAUAUUAGUGGUUCUGAUACGGAAUGGGCUUGUGGUGGUAGCCUCAUUAGCAGAAACUUCGUUCUUACUGCUGGACAUUGCCUAUGGAGUCAAGACUUAGGAGCCCCCAAGUUAGUAAGGGUAGGAAUCACUAACGUGUCUGACACCAACUAUCUGCAAGUGAGAAACGUCAAACAAAUCAUCAGAUAUCCGGAUUAUAUCGGAGAAAAGUACCAUGACAUUGCGCUUCUCAAGAUGGAUAGAGACUAUGAAAUGAAUCCAUAUGUUCGACCAGCAUGCAUUCACACACAAAAAGAUAUCCCUUACAAUAAUGCCAUAGCUAGUGGUUGGGGCAGAAUAGAGUUUUCUGGAGAUGAUAGUAAAGAUCUGUUGAAAGUAGGAGACUCCGGAGGACCUCUCCAGAUAUAUCAUGAAGACACAGCUGACAUCAAGUGCAUGUAUGAAAUAGUGGGUGUUACUUCUUUCGGACAGUCAUGCGGCUUAGCAAAAAAUGUUCCUGGUGUUUACAGCAGGGUAUCGGCCUACGUUAAAUGGAUAGAAGAUAAUGUUUGGCCUAGAUAAAGUAGCAACAGUGCAUAAUUGGAGCAUUAUUCUCAACCAGAACUGUGUUUAUAUUCAAAUUCUCAUAUUUUUUACGUGAUUCAUUAUAAUUUUAUAAAUAA